UGUCAUCUAAUGCAUAGCAAGUUCACCUCUCUUGCACUCAGUUACUGAAGAGAAGACAUGGAAGUUGAGAUUAUCUCAAAAGAAACAAUAAGACCCUCUUCUUCUACACCACCACAUCUAAGAACUUAUAACCUCUCUCUCCUUGAUCAGAUAGCUCCUCCAGUUUAUGUUCCUGUAAUUCUUUUCUAUUCUCCUGAUGCAGCCAAUGAUGUUAAUCCCAGUAAUAAAUCUCAUCAUUUGAAACAAGCUUUCUCAAAAACAUUGACCCAUUUCUAUCCUCUUGCCGGACGAAUACAAGAUGACAUUUUCAAUAUUGACUGUAGCGACAAUGGUGCUUCAUAUACUGAAGUCAAUGUAGCUGGCGACAUGUCCAUGGUAAUCCAGGAACCGAACAUCCAUCAGCUUGAAAAACUAUUACCAUGCAACCCAUAUGAAAUGUUACCUGAGAUUAGCUCUCAGGAAAUCCUGAAAGCCCAAGUGAAUUACUUCGAAUGUGGUGAGAUCGCAAUCAGUAUCUGCAUUUGGCAUGUGAUUGGGGAUGCAACAACUGCGGCAUCCUUUAUCAAAAGCUGGGCUGCAAUUGCUAGUGGUGGUGGGGGUUACAGUGACAUUGACAAUGUGGUUUUCGAUUGCACCUCGAUUUUUCCUCCACAGAAAAUACACAGCUUCCUUUGGCGUAACUUCAUGACUGACGAGAUGUUGAGUGAUAUUUUGAUGAAAAGGUUCGUGUUUGAUGGUUCUAAGGUAGCUGCUCUGAGAGAAGAAGUCGGAAAAGGACCUUCUUUGGAUCAUCCAACGCGUGUGGAAGCCAUUGGCGCCCUCAUUUGGAAGGCUGUCAUGGCUGCUACAGGAAAGGAUUAUGUAGCAGCAACUGUUAUAGAUUUGCGGAAAAGAGUGGAGCCUCCAUUGCCAAAGAAUUGUAUUGGCAACAUCAAUCAAAUGGCAUUUGCUGCAGACUGUUCAGUGAUGGACUACAACUAUUUGGCAGGAAAAAUUCACGAGUCAAUAAAAAUGAUUAACAAUGAGUAUGUCAGGAAGAUCCAUGCAGGCGGUGAAUACCUGGAGCAUGUGAGGGAUUUAGCUGACCAGAAUAGGGAAAGUCCUGGGUGGUUGAACCAAUUCUCCAUCAGUAGUUGGUGUAGAUUUCCUUUCUAUGAAGCUGAUUUUGGGUGGGGAAAGCCAAUAUGGGUAACCACUGCCUUGAUUAAUAGGUGUGCCUUUUUGCUAGAUACAAAGGAUGGUCAGGGAAUAGAAGCGUGGAUAGGAUUGCCAAAGGAAGUCAUGUCAAAGUUUGAGCAAAAUCCUGACAUAUGUACCUACGCUUCAUUCACCCCAGCUGCUAUAUAGUGAAUUUUUGUGCGUUUAGCUGCUCAAAUUUGUAUUCUCUUAACAGAGAGAAGAAGUUCAAAGGAUGAUUGACAAUAAUAUUGGUGUUCCUUGUUCGGUUAA
Molecule: messenger RNA, 1449 nt
Organism: Ricinus communis (castor bean)
Lineage: Eukaryota; Viridiplantae; Streptophyta; Magnoliopsida; Malpighiales; Euphorbiaceae
Product: stemmadenine O-acetyltransferase
Exons: 1
Coding region: 58-1347 (429 amino acids)
Source: RefSeq, a predicted model, not a curated record